AUGGCCUCCACACCAGCAACUAUCGGGCUUACCCAGCCAAGUAUAAUCAAAUACCUCUACGCCUCUGCUGUUCUCCUCCAUGCUGCAGAUACGUAUAUCUUCUACACCGGCUCCACGAUCCUUUUUCCGAACCGCGUGCCGUUCCUCGAAAGCGCAUUGGCACGAUACUUCUGCCGAAACAGCGGCAACCUCGUUCUUCCCUUUGCGCUAAAUGCAUGGUUCCUGCGAGACUAUCAUAUCCGUAAAACACAUGUUGGGCGCGUUGUUGGGUCUUGCUUCUUGCUGUAUCACAUAGCCACUCUAGGGCUCAUUAGCUGGAGUUCUUUCUUCUCCGGCGGUGCCGAGUAUGAUUUUGCUAAUGUCUGGGGAAUUCUGGGCCUGCACGCUGGCUGGGCAGGUGUUGCGGCGUGGGGAUUGCUGUUUGCGUGA
Messenger RNA from Trichophyton rubrum CBS 118892, 429 nucleotides. RefSeq lists its product as uncharacterized. The record is from RefSeq and is a predicted model, not a curated record. The transcript has 2 exons. Lineage: Eukaryota; Fungi; Ascomycota; Eurotiomycetes; Onygenales; Arthrodermataceae. The coding region runs from base 1 to 429 and encodes 142 amino acids.